GGGGGGGGGGGAGGAGAAGGAAGGAAAAUUGGAUUAAUGACGACAGUGAGUACGGAUACCUACCUAGCCAGCCUUGGGAGGGGGCUGGGCACAAGGAACAUUGGCCGCCGAGUGGGGGCAUCGCAGAAGAAAAUGAACUCAACAGCUGUUGCUGCUCCUGCUGCUCCCUGGCAAGAGGUGGAGCAGGAAGGAGGUACCUGAUGAACCAAGUACCGGUACUUGCGACACCGAGCAGCCCGUCUACUGAGCUGGGGCAACCUUGCCCGACCUCACGUCACCAUCACCCCCUUACACUACUCAUUGUGCACUAUCCGGUGGUAGGUAGUGUAGGCACCCUAGGUACCUGUGGUGGUUUACCGGUAUACAUAGUAACCCUACUGCUAGCUGUGAGCUCCACUCGGUUUCGUUGGCUGUCCCCGCUAGCCAACCUUCAACCUCGUUGCCAGCGGGCGUGCGGACUCGCUUAUUCCUGGCGCAGUUGGGCCCUUGGCCCCCCUUCUGACCUCUGGGCGCUAAGACAAGCAAGCAGUGAAUUGUCGUCAACACAAUCCCCCAUCAUUUCGCCUCUAGCCUUGUUCUUCUGGACCGACCCGCUUGCUUGCCUUUCUGGCUUUUCUGUUUGUGUGUUUGUGCGUGAAAGAGAGAAAGAGGGAGGCGGAGAGGGGCAGGGAGAGACGAAGCGCCGGCGCUUGCCAGCUCGAAACAGAGACAUUUAUUUGCCUUUACUUCUCUUGGUCCGAGUCGUUGUCAAGUUGAGAUGACACUCCUCUUGGCGCUUAUUUCGGCAGCAAUCAAGGGUGAUGCCGCUUUUACAGAGCCCAGGUUAUGCUAGCACGAAAGCGUCAAUUCGGCUCUCGCUGAUUAAACGCCGGCCGGGACGGAGUUAAAUGGCAUGCAGAAUCCCCCUUCG
This is a messenger RNA of Colletotrichum navitas, 910 nucleotides long. RefSeq lists its product as uncharacterized. The record is from RefSeq and is a predicted model, not a curated record. Bases 201 to 761 code for a protein of 186 amino acids. The transcript has 2 exons. Lineage: Eukaryota; Fungi; Ascomycota; Sordariomycetes; Glomerellales; Glomerellaceae.